Molecule: messenger RNA, 1409 nt
Organism: Pundamilia nyererei
Lineage: Eukaryota; Metazoa; Chordata; Actinopteri; Cichliformes; Cichlidae
Gene: fbxw4
Product: F-box and WD repeat domain containing 4
Exons: 9
Coding region: 145-1314 (389 amino acids)
Biological process (GO): SCF-dependent proteasomal ubiquitin-dependent protein catabolic process
Cellular component (GO): SCF ubiquitin ligase complex
Molecular function (GO): protein binding
Source: RefSeq, a predicted model, not a curated record
CACUGCAAGAAUGGCUUCCUGUCUCAUCUCUGUCCCUGCUCUGUGAGCGAUGAAACUUUACCGCUGUGCGUAAUACACAAAGUAAACACGCAGAACCGGACAUAGAGGCUUCGAGAGCGGCGCAGCGGUGCCCGAGGGCUCGCCAUGCUGCUGUCUCAGCUGCCAGAGGAUCUUCUCUAUUACAUCUUAUCUUAUUUGGACUACAGAUCCCUCAGUCGCCUCUCUCAAGUUUGUAGAAGCUUUUACCGCUUUGUAAACCGGGACGCUGUUUGGAAGAAGAUUGCUAAAGCUCUUUUAAACACGGGCAUUACUCGGGAGGGGAAGGACAUAUAUCCUCUCAUACGCCUGAAGGACAGAGUGAAGAUUGCUCAAAACUGGUACAGCGGGAUCUGCAGAAGAAGAAUUCCUCUGAGAUGGAAAACUAAACUGUUACCAUGGUUACAGCUGGACGGGGACACUCUUUUUCUGUCUCAGGCUGCUGACAUAAAGGUGUACCAUAUCCACAAAGACUCGGGGAGACUCCAGCGUAGUCUGUUUGAAGUCUACUCGGGCCACAAGGGUGACGUCUGUCGCUUCGUUCUCACAGAUUCGCUCCUGAUCAGCGGUGGAAGUGACGGGAAGAUCGUCGUCCACAGCAGGAGAAGUGAUGUGCCAGUGGAGUUCUCAGGUCAUAACCAGGAGGUCAACUGUGUGGAUGCUAAAGACGGACUCAUCAUCAGCGGCUCCAGAGACCGGACAGCCCGGAUUUGGAGUUUGACUUGCACCGCUCCCAGAGAUACAAUUCCCAUGUGUGACAGAGUGUGGUCCGUGGCUAUUAAUCCCACACUGAGCUCCUUCGUCACAGGCACUGCAUGCUGCGAGAACUUCUCCCCUCUCUGCAUCUGGGAUGUUGAACGAUCGAUAUCCUUAGGCACUCUGGGCUCAGACUUUCGUCGUGGUGCCGGUGUGCUGGAUAUCAGGUUUGAGUCUCCGUUCCAGCUCUUCACCUGUGGUUAUGAUACCUUUAUUCGACUGUGGGACCUUCGACUCUGCCCAAGGAAGUGUGCAAUGGAGUGGGAGGAGCCUCAUGAUAGCGCGCUGUACUGCAUCCAGACAGAUGGAAACCACAUGAUAGCCAGCGGUUCCUCAUAUUACGGUGUUGUACGUCUUUGGGACAAACGGCAGACUGAAUGUCUGCAGUUUUUCCAGUUGAGCUCGGACCCUGUGAGCAGCCCGGUGUACUGCCUGAGGUUCAACAGCUCCCACCUGUAUGCAGCCUUGGCCACUGCUGUGCAUUCGCUGGACUUCAGACAGAAUGGCACCCAGAUUAGAUGAUACACACAGACGCUGCUUUUAGUUUCAUCAUUUCCAUAAAUAUAAUAUCUAUUUUCUGACUAUUAUAAAUGUGUAAUAAAAUAAGAUCAAAUGAA